This is a messenger RNA of Cryptomeria japonica (Japanese cedar), 1275 nucleotides long. Its product is annotated as probable ascorbate-specific transmembrane electron transporter 1. Bases 327 to 1040 code for a protein of 237 amino acids. Gene Ontology annotation, molecular function: oxidoreductase activity. Lineage: Eukaryota; Viridiplantae; Streptophyta; Pinopsida; Cupressales; Cupressaceae. The record is from RefSeq and is a predicted model, not a curated record. The transcript has 4 exons.
AGACUUCCGAGCCGAGAGCAUUUGAAUUCCAAUUUUUCUGCCAGUUGAUUUAAAAUAGUAAACCGAGGAAAAAUAUGACAAAAUAUGUAUUUAAACAAUUGGGUAUUGUACAUUCAAGGGAAAUUGUGGAUCGAAGAACUCUGCGUGGCAGCGGCUUAGUGGAGGCCCACUUAAAACAGGGAUAAUUCUAAUUUCUAAUUAAAGAACCCCGACUGACUGCUAGGCGGUUUAUUUUGGAACAACGGAAUUCUCAGAUUGGUGAACAAGAAGGGCUGAAGCUUUGCAUCUCAUUGGUGGUACUAAUUGGAGGGAGUCCACAGUAGGCUAUGGAUUCUGCACAUUUGGGCAUUUCUGCAAAGCCCAUGACAUGGGUGGUUCACCUAUUGGGCUUGGCAGUCAGUGUCCUGGUGCUUGUCUGGUGCAUAUAUUUCAGAGGCGGCCUUGCAUUUGAAGCUACCAACAAGAGCCUUAUUUUCAAUAUCCAUCCUGUUCUCAUGCUCAUAGGCUACAUUUUUGUUGCAAGUGAAGCUAUUCUUGUUUACAAGGUCCUUCCAAUACCAAAAUUCUACCAAAAAGUGGUACAUCUAUCCCUACAUCUGAUUGCUUUGGUAUUAGGAGCUGUUGGCAUAUAUGCUGCUUUCAAAUACCACAAUGAAAGUGGAAUUGUGAAUCUAUACAGCUGGCAUUCAUGGCUGGGCCUUGGUACCAUUUGUUUAUUUGCUAUACAGUGGCUGGUUGGAUUCUUCUCUUUCUUCUUUCCCGGUGCACCAGAUUCUGUGAGGGGUAGUUUACUCCCUUGGCAUGUGUUGUUUGGUCUUUUGGUAUAUCUUUUUGCAAUAGCAGCAGCAGAGCUUGGGUUUUUGGAGAAGCUUACUUUUCUUGAGAGUUCAGGGUUGUACAAAUAUGGUUCUGAAGCCAUGUUAGUGAAUUUUACUGCACUGGCUGUACUUAUAUUUGCAGUUUUUGUUAUUCUUUCUGCCAUCUUACCAGCCGAAGAAGAACCAGAAGGGUACACUACAAUAGAGACUGCAGCACCCUAAAGUACUAUGCUCAUUGCUUUCAGAUUGUUGAUUUCACUUAUAAUAAUUGUGAUCCAUUAUUAUUUUCAAUUUAAAUCUUAGAAAUACAUUUUAGAAUGUACAGUGGAAGUUGUAGCAUAAUACUUCAUUUAAUUUAAUAUAUAUAUAUUUGCAGUGUGAACGAUAAAGAAAACAUGAAGAGUUCUCAUGACAUUUCUUUAGCUAAAAUAUAGCUGCAAUGGUUGUCUUCUUUUUA